AUGGCCGCCGACAAGCCUGCCGCGCCGCCAACCGUGGAGCGUGACGGAAAACUGUUCAGAAGCGUCCGCGAAGGAAAAGCUGCCAUACUGGUCCCCCAAGACGCCGCGGCUGCCGAGAACACGUCGGAGGAGCAGCAGGUCUUCUACAACCCGAUCCAGCAGUACAACCGCGACUUGUCGACUCUGGCGGUCAAGGUGUACGGAGAAACGCUGCUGGAGAAGAGAAGGCAGGCGUUCAAACUCAAGGACUCGAGGCAAGGGAAGAAAAGAAAGCGAGACCAAGUCGAACCAGACGAAGCUGAAACGGCCGUCGACCCGCAGCAGGCAGACGAGCAAGGAGCAGCAGCGACUGACGCGGCGGAGAACGGCGGUCACGCACACAAGCCGCCGUUUAAAAUCCUCGACGCCCUCUCUGCGUCUGGUCUGCGGGCUCUGAGAUAUGCGCUCGAGAUUCCCUUUGUGACUUCGGUCACUGCCAACGACCUGUCCCCGUCUGCCGCCGACUCGAUCAGGCAGAACGCCGAGUACAACGAGGCGACGGACAAGCUCAAAGUCACCAAUGACGACGCCCUAGCUCUCAUGUAUCGUUCGAUUGCCGCCGACCUGUCCAAGAGAGAUAAGCGCGGGAACCCUAGCAGGUCGCACAAGUUUGAUGUCAUCGACCUGGACCCGUACGGAACGGCCGCCCCCUUCUUCGACGCCGCCAUCCAGGCCGUGCGGGAUGAUGGCGGCUUGCUCGUGGUCACCUGCACGGACAGCGCCGUGUGGGCAGGCCACAGCUACUGCGAAAAGACGUUUGCCCUGUACGGCGGCGUUCCCGUGAAAGGAAUGCAUUCUCACGAAGUCGCCUUGCGCCUGAUUCUCAACUCGGUUGCGGCCUCUGGGGCCAGAUACGGCCUGGCCAUCGAACCCUUGCUGUCGCUGUCGAUUGACUUUUACACCAAAGUCUUUGUCAAGGUGACGCGAUCGCCCUCGGCCGUCAAGUUCCUCGGCGCCAAGACCAUGCUGGUCUACAGCUGCGACGCGGGCUGCGGCUCCUGGGAGACGCAGCCGAUCCUGAAGAGCAGGCCGUUCCCCAACAAAAAGGGCAACGGAUCCUUCUACAAGCACACAAUGGCGCAGGGGCCGAGCGCCGACCGCUUCUGUCAGCACUGCGGAUUCAAGAUGCACGUCAGCGGACCCAUGUACGGCGGCCGCAUCCACUCGCAAGACUUUAUCCACCGCCUGCUGGACGAGAUUCCCAAGGCGUCGACCGAGACAUACGGGACGUUGCCCAGGUUGGAGGGCAUGCUGAGAACCGCGCUCGAAGAGUAUCUGCCGGGUCCGGAGCUCCCCACCGGUGUCGACCCCAGGGACGCCGAGGCGGCCGUCGUCGAUCACACGCCCUUCUUCUUCAUUCCCGGCAAGGUCGCCAGCGUCCUGUCCUGCUCCACCCCUACAGACGACAUGUUUCGAGGAGCGCUCCUGCACCUGGGCUAUCAAGCCGGACGAAGCCACUGCCGCCCCGGAAGCAUCAAGACCGACGCUCCGUGGUCGACAAUCUGGUGGAUCCUGACGGAAUGGAUCAAGCAAAAGUCACCCGUCAAGGUUUCCAAGUUCAAGGAGUCGAUGGCUGCUUGGAAGAUCCUGCAACGUGCCGGGAUCGUUGGACAGCAGCAAAAGACUUUGGACGGGGCGCAAGGUCACGAUGCUCCGGAGCCCGGCACCAACGGCGCCAGCGAGAUGGAAGCCGACGAGGCGCCGCCGCAGCGGGACAGAGUGGAUGCAAGCCCAGCAUCAGGAGAAAACGGCCUCGGGGACGGCCUUUUGCCGACCGAGGAGGAGCUGCGGAGGACGCUUGUUUUCGACGACGCCCUGGUUAAGCUUGGCCGCCAAAAGGGCACCCGGUACAUGCGGUACCAAGUAAACCCGCACAAAUAUUGGGGACCAAUGACGAGAGCCAAGGGCUAG
Messenger RNA from Ustilaginoidea virens, 1950 nucleotides. RefSeq lists its product as uncharacterized. NCBI's taxonomy places the organism in Eukaryota, Fungi, Ascomycota, Sordariomycetes, Hypocreales, Clavicipitaceae. The coding region runs from base 1 to 1950 and encodes 649 amino acids. Gene Ontology annotation, cellular component: nucleus. The record is from RefSeq and is a predicted model, not a curated record. The transcript has a single exon. Gene Ontology annotation, molecular function: RNA binding. Gene Ontology annotation, biological process: tRNA N2-guanine methylation.